Messenger RNA from Hemibagrus wyckioides, 3474 nucleotides. It is a transcript of the gene rgs9b, whose product is annotated as regulator of G protein signaling 9b. The record is from RefSeq and is a predicted model, not a curated record. The transcript is spliced from 19 exons. The coding region runs from base 1001 to 2923 and encodes 640 amino acids. NCBI's taxonomy places the organism in Eukaryota, Metazoa, Chordata, Actinopteri, Siluriformes, Bagridae. Gene Ontology annotation, biological process: regulation of G protein-coupled receptor signaling pathway; G protein-coupled receptor signaling pathway; intracellular signal transduction.
CAUAAUCUAAGGUUUCUGUGUUGUAUCCAGCACAUCACAUGGGUUUACCAGGGUGAUGCUGUCUAGUCGUGUGCUGUUUAAGCGUGUAUUACAGUGUAUUUAAUUUCAGUCAAGUCUGCGGUUAAUUUGUUUACUAUGCACCUUAAUGCAAUGCAUUAACAUAUCUGUUGCUUUUUUGUGGCAUUGCAAUGCAUUUUUUUUUUUACAUCUUACUAACUCCACACUUCACCUGAACAUUUGCAUGCUUGUUGGUUUUUUGUUAGUAACUGUUUCUUUUUAUUCUAUUCAAGCAUAUCUAACAUAAUACAGUAUAUACGGCCACAGUGCACUAUGAACAUAACUUAUUAACAGUGCUCUUAAUGUGCCAAAUAGUGUAAAAUAGUCUUGUAAAAGCAUAAUUUUUUUUUUUUUUAAAUCUGGCCACUAAUUUCACCUGGUGAGAAACUGUGAGGAAAUCCUGAUUCCCAAAUAAAAGCAGUUUGUUCCUGUAGUUUCUAUGCAAGCAAAAUGCAAAGGCUCUAAUAGCAAAUAGUUUUUUUCCACUCUAUCAGCAUGCUUAGAACUGAUUCCCAUCACAGGUAAGGUUACUGUGUGGUUUUAGGUAUUAGACUAGCUUUAUUGCACACCCUGUUGCCAUAAUUAAAUCACUCACGUCCCUAAAAUAUCGCCUGAGUGGUUCGCAUUUUGAAUGCUUCAUGACUUUGUGUUGGGCCUAAAAAAAUCUGACACUUGCUUGCUGUUUUGGUUUGUAAUAGACCCAUCAUUUGGCUAACAACUCGCUGUGAUCAGGAUGAGGGUGCAUGAUUCCCUAAAUCAUCUUCAAAAGCCAGUCACCCUAAGAAAGCUAAUAGCAACUUCAAACAGCCAUAGAGAGCUGCCAAUCAAUCAGCGGGUAUAUUUCAAAGGGGUCAGCCAUCAGGGAAUGAAACAGCAUGUGAGAGUCCAGCAGGGAUGGCUUCGUGCUUGAAUAUGGCAUGCUUCAGACUGACACAGGAAACAGAUGGAAACUGUGUUGCUGGAAAUGCAGGACCCUAAGACCGGAGUAAAGUCUCAGACCCAGAGACUUGUCAUCACUACCAUCCCUCAUGCCAUCACAGGAGAAGAUAUAGUUGAAUGGGUUUCUAAUCGUUUCAAAAUAGAUCUUGCUGAGGCACAAGCCUUGGGCACCAUGAUGGUGGCCUUUGGAUACAUUUACCCAUUACAGGAUCACAAGAGACUCAUCAUCAAAUCAGAGGCCUCACUCUAUCGUUUUCAGACACCAUAUUUCUGGCCUGCACAGCAGUGGCCAGUGGAGGACACUGAUUACGCAAUAUACCUCGCAAAGAGAAACAUACGUAAAAAGGGGAUGUUAGAGCUUCACGAGCAGGAGCAGUACAAUCAUCUACAUAAAUGGAUGAACCACAAGUGGGACUUCAUAGUGAUGCAGGCCAAAGAGCAGUACAGGGCAGGGAAAGAGAGAAAGAAACCAGAUCGAGUGGUUUUUGACUGUCAGGAAAGAGCCUACUGGGUAGUACACAGACCACCGCCAGGAACAGUUAGUGGGAUGGACUAUGGAUUGGAACGACUUGUAGAUCCCAAUCAGGAGGAGAAAAAAACAUCUGACUUCUACAGAAGAAUAAUCAUCUUCACUCAGCAGUGCAUCAUGAGGCCAAGAGUGAAGUCAUCUGUGUCUAUUGGGGCCCUUGUCAAGUACACAACAACCUACAAACAGCACGACCCCUUCCUUUAUCCAAGCCUACCAAGCAACCCAUGGUUAACAGAUGAUAUCACGUACUGGGACCUUAACAUGCCAAAUGUUGAAAAUCCCACAAAAAUGAGAGUGGAGCGCUGGACUUUCAGCUUUGGUGAACUGCUUUGUGAUCCACGUGGACGGGCAGAUUUCCGCCUUUUUCUGAAAAAGGAAUUCAGUGGUGAGAAUCUGGCAUUUUGGGAGGCAUGUGAAGAUCUGAAAUGGGGGGCUGCAGCUACAAUGCAAGAGAAAGCCCAGCAGAUCUACAAGACUUUCCUGGCCCGUGGAGCACCUCGUUGGAUCAACAUUGAUGGAAAGACCAUGGAGAUCACUGUGAGGGGUCUGGCUCAUCCACAUCGCUAUGUCCUGGAUGCUGCCCAGACUCACAUCUACAUGCUCAUGAAGAAGGAUUCUUAUGGGCGAUAUCUGAAGUCCACUGUCUUUAAGGACACUCAGAGAAAGGCUAUUGCUCCCGAGCCGCAUAAAUUCAGUGAUGCUCAGCUGGAGCAGAAUGCCAAGAAACGAAGGCCCAGUCUGAGUCCCAUCAUCCUGAGGCAGCAGGAAGAGGCACAAAAAGCCAAGCUGGCUGCCAGCGGCCCUGUGGACAUCACACAGUUGUGUCGAUACACAGCACCUGUGCCACACUUGGCUGUGUACACAGGUAUGUGUGAGUCCCAGUCCACUGCAUCUCCAGGACUAAUGACCCUGCCCAACAGUGCUGUGUGCCCUUCCCCAAUAAGCGUGGCCAUUGACAGCACUCCAGCCUCUGAGAGGAGAUUUGAUGGAGGGGUGCCUGCUUCAUCUCACUUUCCAUCUAUCACUGAAAGCACAGAGGCAUCUGUGUCAGAAGAGAGUCAGCCUCUUGCCUCCAAGUCCCGUGUAGCCCUGUCGCUCAGCAGAAUCCUUCGGCGAGGAUGCAAUGCCCCAUCCAUGUUUGCCAGUCUCUCACCAAAAUGUGCUGUGACAGCAGGGGGAGGAAGAGUACAACCAUUAGGAGUGGAGCAACUUGCACAGCCCCAGCCGAAAAGGAUUGCAAAUUUUUUCCAGAUCAAAGUUGACAUCCCCCCUGAAUGCCGCAUCUACCCUAUUGACUCUGAAGAUGAGGAUGAGGAGAGCCCUGGUGCAGCACAAGGGGGAGUCAAGGAAAUCAUAUGCCCUUGGGAAACUGUCACCAAACAUGAUGGUGCAGGUUAGAGAGAUAUAUACCACACAGGGGAAAUGACAGACUUGAAGAAAGAUACACAUAUGUAACAAAGUGAUCAUCGUUUCCACCUAGGCAUGCUCUGAAGGAAGAUGUUUGCAGUAACAACAUGUCAAACAUGUUCGUAUUUCUGAUAGCUUUUAGGUAGUGCCUACAUGUUCUAGUAGCUGGUGGAAAAGUGCAUAUAACAUGGUUGUGGGACUUUAUAUUUGUAUCUACUCAUUCUGUUUGUGGGUAUGACAAGUUGAGGCCUUAUUUAGAAGAGCUUUCUUUUAGCAAAACUGUCAAGUUGUUUAGUAUUGCAAAGGUUUUGUACUUGUUUAUUAUUUUAUACUGAUCAAAGAUGCCGUGACAUGCACCAUUUUAAGAAAUCAUCAAUAUUUUCAUAGUUUCACGUAGUGUCUCCAGGAAGACAACACAUGGGGAACCUACUGUCUGAAUGUAUUACCUUUAAAGCGUUUACAGUUCACUACAGAAUGUAAAUGUGGUCAUUGUUCAUAUUUGACUUGUGUAAGUGCCUAAAUAAAAUAUUCAUUUAAUCAAA